GCGCACCUAUUGGCUGUAGACCAUGCCGCAGAGAGGGGCGGAGCUGCGCGUGCGCACAGCCGAGGCGCGCCCCUGACGGCGGUUGAAAGAUGGCGACUGUCGCCGAGCUCAAGGCUGUUUUAAAGGACACCUUGGAGAAAAGAGGAGUAUUAGGGCAUUUAAAAGCAAGGAUCCGAGCUGAAGUUUUCAAUGCCCUGAAUGAUGAAAGUGAACCCCGACCGCCGUUGUCUCAUGAAAACCUUCUAAUUAAUGAAUUAAUUCGGGAGUAUUUGGAAUUCAACAAAUACAAGUAUACAGCAUCUGUCCUCAUAUCAGAAUCUGGUCAGCCUGUAGUACCAUUGGACAGACAGUUUCUCAUUCGGGAACUAAAUGCAUUUGAAGAAUCAAAGGAUAACACAAUACCUCUUUUAUAUGGAAUUUUAGCUCAUUUCUUGCACGGAACUAAGGAGGACCUCCAAAAUCCAUUUUCGAGAGGGUCUUCACUUCAGCCUCCAAACCCAGAUCUUGGCAGACAACCUAGCGGAAGAAGGCAAAGGGAUGACCACCUAAGAAAGGAGAAGGGGAGUAUUAAUAAUAUUGAAGAUCCUCUUGUUUCUCAAGCAGUAAAGAGAUGACAUUUCCAUCUGGGGCGUCUUUUGUCUUAAAAUUACAUUUUUAUAACGUGGAGUCUCCAGACCGAUAUCCCUGACAACACCUGGCCUGGUCGGCCGGAAGUCGCAAAGCGUGUUCUGGGCGUGAACUGCGCGGGCUCCCGUUUACUGACUGCGUUUAGCUUGAACAUUUUCCACAGGGAAAGUGAUCAUGGCUGGAGCUGGAAAAAUUGGCGUCCUCUUCAGGGUGCGGACUCUGUGCUGCCUGUAGAAAUUACUGAAACUUUUGACUUUUGACUUUCUGUGCGGUGGUCAGCGUUCAGUCCUUACACCUUAACCAAGAAUUUUUAUCUGAGUGCCAAAAGUUGUUAAAGAAGUCCCCUGAAGACAUACUUGACAAGUGAGAGGAUUUUGCGAGGCCCUGUUGACGAGCUAGAAUUACU
Messenger RNA from Neofelis nebulosa (Clouded leopard), 1033 nucleotides. It is a transcript of the gene CEP20, whose product is annotated as centrosomal protein 20. The coding region runs from base 90 to 614 and encodes 174 amino acids. The transcript is spliced from 6 exons. Gene Ontology annotation, molecular function: protein binding. The record is from RefSeq and is a predicted model, not a curated record. Gene Ontology annotation, biological process: cilium assembly; microtubule anchoring. Lineage: Eukaryota; Metazoa; Chordata; Mammalia; Carnivora; Felidae. Gene Ontology annotation, cellular component: motile cilium; ciliary basal body; centrosome.